Messenger RNA from Telopea speciosissima, 598 nucleotides. Its product is annotated as protein SPIRAL1-like 5. The transcript is spliced from 2 exons. Gene Ontology annotation, cellular component: cortical microtubule, transverse to long axis. The coding region runs from base 91 to 402 and encodes 103 amino acids. Gene Ontology annotation, biological process: cortical microtubule organization. NCBI's taxonomy places the organism in Eukaryota, Viridiplantae, Streptophyta, Magnoliopsida, Proteales, Proteaceae. The record is from RefSeq and is a predicted model, not a curated record.
UUUGCUCUCCCCAGACUACCUCAAUUCUGAAUCCUUAUAAAUAUAGGUGUCCCCUUCUUGUUAAAUAGAUGAUACAAGGAAUUUAGAGUCAUGAAGAGAGGUGAAAGUUAUGGUGGUGGUCAGAGUUCACUGGGUUACCUAUUUGGGUCUGAUCAGCAACCAAAUGCACCGCCAGCCUCCCCAGUGGUUUACAAACCACCAUGGGGCGACGAUAACAGCACAGAUAGAGCACCCAUCAUAUCUUCUCCUUCCCCAAAAUCCUCGAAAUCAAACAGGUCCAACAACUAUCCCAGAGCUCAUGGCCAGAACAUGGGAAACAUCAUUACUGAGCGUCCAACUACAAAGGUUCAAUCAGUUCCUGGUGGAGACUCAUCUCUCGGCUACUUGUUCGGAGAAAAGUGAUGUUGUUCUCUCCCUCUUUCUCUCUCUAGUAGAUUAUGAAGAACAUUUAUGGGUUUCCACUAAAGGAAAUAUAAGGGCUUCAGUUUCCAUCAGUAUAUGGGUUCACUGAGUGCCCUUGUGUUGUUUGAUUUAACAUAGUUACAGAAAGGGGUUAGACUCAUGAGACAGACAAUAGUUGGUGUUUCUAAACUUAUAU